UAGUUUGCAGUAUCGCACAUUUUCAAGAUUCAAGGCCGUGCAUACUUCCUCCUUUCUUUAACUACCAAACAAAAGGUGCAAUGCUGGAGCUGGUCAUUUUUUAUAUCACAGAUAUUUAAGCAGGUCAUUUUUUAUGGCAAAAGUUGGCAAAAAACACAUCUUGAAUAGAUAUAAAAUAGGAAUAGGUAAUGACGUGGAGAAUUAAAGCAGGAAAAAAUGUUUUAUUGAUUGGGGAAUGAAGGGGGAAUGGAUUCUUGGCUAGAAUUUCUUGCGAGUAGUUGGGGUAAGGAAUUUGUGGCUGGUGGAUUUGGAGGAAUAGCUGGUCUUGUUUCUGGUUAUCCACUCGACAGCAUUAGAGUUCGCCAGCAAAAUUCUAAGAGUGGCUCUGCUUUCAACGUUUUCCGGCAUGUAGUCGCCACGGAAGGUCUCUUGUCUCUCUACAGGGGCAUGGCUGCACCUCUAGCCUCCGUCACCUUUCAGAAUGCCAUGGUAUUUCAGAUCUAUGCAAUGCUAUCGCGAACAUUUGACAAAAAUAACCCAGCAAGCGACCCACCCUCAUAUAAAGGAGUAGCUUUGGGUGGCACUGCAGCAGGAGCAAUUCAGAGCCUAAUUAUCAGCCCUGUAGAAUUAGUGAAAAUCCAACUUCAAUUGCAAAGCAAAACCAAGCAAUGCAGCAAUCAAACAACUAGUCUCAAUGGUCCAAUUGAUGUCACAAGAAGAAUAUUCAGACAGGAAGGUUGGAUAGGAAUCUUUCGUGGACUGACCGUUACUGUUCUCAGAGAUGCACACUCUCACGGUCUAUAUUUCUGGGUAUACGAAUACACUAAGGAGAAACUUCACCCUGGUUGUCGCAAGAACGGUCAAGAGAGCUUCCAAACAAUGCUCGCAGCGGGUGGUCUUGCAGGAGCUGUUAGCUGGAUAAGCUGUUAUCCCUUAGAUGUUGUUAAGACAAGACUCCAAGCUCAAUCACAGUCUAAAUCUGCAAAAUAUCGCGGUAUUGUUGAUUGUUUCAGGCGAAGUGUGAGAGAAGAGGGACACGGUGUGCUCUGGCGAGGUGUGGGAAUUACAGUUGGCAGAGCAUUUCUAGUGAAUGGGGCUAUAUUCACUGCCUAUGAAACUGCCCUGAGGCUCCUUUGCAGUCACAAUGACAAUGAUCGAUGAACCAAACAGAAUUCUGCAUCAUGAACUUUGUACUGCUCACAUUACUUGGACAGUUUUGAAAAAACAUAUAGGAAGGUGGAUAUAUAUAUGAAUCCAAAUAUGCCGAAUCAUUCAGAUCUUCUACAUCUCCCAUUCCGUCAUCUGACUUAUGUUUCAUGUAACAUUCACAUCGAAUGACUUCCGGAUAGAAAAUAGGAUUGAUCAAGUUCUAUUGAAUUUGACUCGUAAGUGAUCAUUUAUCAUAAUGCAGACUAAUACAUUACUAUAAAACAGGACUAAUGAACUCUUUAAUGUGGUAAAAAAAAAAAAAUGCUAUCCAAAUGCAAGAAUUGACUGUAUUGAAUUUUGUCAUUUGUUGUCUCUAUAUUCAUCACUAACAAAUUGACCCGCGCGAAUUGAAAUUAAUCCCUACAUUUAGCUUAAAUAAUUUUUUCAAUAAAGAAAAUGCAUAAUACAAUCCUACUAUGCAUGAAAAUUGAACUAAGCGGUAAUAAGCAUAAGCCUUAGAUUAACAGAAAGGAGAGAACUACACAAAAAGCUAGCAACAAAAGAGAAAUAAGCACAAAAAAAUUUAUGUACACUUUUGUUUGAUAAACACUUCCAAUUGAGACGAACAUGUAACAAUGAAAAUUAAAUCUAUUUUCCAAUAAGCUGUAAUACUACAACAAUAUUAAAUACAUAUCUUUCUUCAUUCUCCUUAAAUCUUCCAUUGAUCUUCUUAUCUCUACCAUCCUUCAAAAUACAUUCAAUCAUUUCUCAUUCACUUUCAUCUUCUAAGAUUUCGUGCCCAUAAGCAUAAGAAAAUGAAAUUCAGAAAAAAGAAUGAAACCUAAGCACCAAUAUUCAAAUCAAUUGAAUGGAAAAAAUGAAAAAAAAAAACUACUAAGGAAUACAUAUAUGUGUGGAGAUUUCAACGUUUCUUUUGAACUAUUGUUAUACCCCAUUUAAAUCGGGUCCAAAUUAGGAGUACAACAUAUUGGAGAUUCCUAUUUGCUUAUUUUUAAGGA
Lycium barbarum (goji berry) is the source of this 2168-nucleotide messenger RNA. RefSeq names its product mitochondrial arginine transporter BAC2. The transcript is spliced from 2 exons. NCBI's taxonomy places the organism in Eukaryota, Viridiplantae, Streptophyta, Magnoliopsida, Solanales, Solanaceae. Bases 247 to 1161 code for a protein of 304 amino acids. Gene Ontology annotation, molecular function: transmembrane transporter activity. The record is from RefSeq and is a predicted model, not a curated record. Gene Ontology annotation, biological process: transmembrane transport.